This is a messenger RNA of Brettanomyces nanus, 1827 nucleotides long. RefSeq lists its product as uncharacterized. The coding region runs from base 1 to 1827 and encodes 608 amino acids. The record is from RefSeq and is a predicted model, not a curated record. Lineage: Eukaryota; Fungi; Ascomycota; Pichiomycetes; Pichiales; Pichiaceae. The transcript has 2 exons. Gene Ontology annotation, biological process: intracellular signal transduction.
AUGGUUCCGACUUUGACCACCAGUAUUACUCAUGAGAUUUUAGAAACUACUGCACCCCACAUACUGACAUUAUUUGUCAAGGCGAAGCUCCUUCAUUUUCCUGACGAAAGAACAAAAAAUGCUAUUACAGGAGAUAAUGAAGUACUACAACCUACACCAAAAGGUGUAGCUAUUCUACAGAGAUUCUGUGAGAAAUUGGGACUUCUAUCAUCUCCAGAUAGGAUUCCAGAUAUCCUUAAUUCAAAUUUAAAUACCAUGGAUCUCAUCUGCUUUGAAAGAAAUCCCAUGACUGAUCGAAUCCUCCACAAUAGUUAUUGGGAUAAGUUACUCUUUAUUCAGAUGAUGGGUCCUAGAAUGAAUUUUUGGUCUCCGAAGAACCCACCGGAUGAAGUCCCAGAAAACACCAUUAGAAGAAUUGUGGAGAAUAAUACCGUAAGCCAAUUGGGUGCUUUUCCGGUCUAUGCUUAUGAUUAUGUGACUGGAAACGGUAGAGAGGAUAAGCAUAGGGACACGUUUUUUGAGUUUCUGAGGAAGGGAUCAUCUGCUGCAUCAUUUGGUGGUAAUUUAGUUACUCCACAAGGAUCUAUAGGUUCUUCUAAGAAAGAAGAGACCACAACCAGCAAGAAAUAUCCUUUCUUUCAUAGAUACUUUGCCAAUCCGGACUCGGAUUCUCACGUUCAGUACUAUGUGUCGAAUAGAGGGAUUCGUCUAUUUAAGGAUAAGAUAGUGGAAGGUCACGACAAGCCCAUUAAUUACUGCUUUUCUGGAAAGGCUAUGUUGCAAUAUCUCAUGGACUGUACAGAUCUAAUGUAUAGAGAGGAAGCCAUUGGAGUUGGAGACUCGUUUGCCAAACUGGGACUAAUGGAAAGGAUUUCUGCCAAUCCACAGAGAGGCAAUGUUUCUGAUUCUCGUCAUGAUCUAUAUAUGCUUAGUGAGAAAGGAGAACAGAUUUCCAAAUGGGGGAAUGAUGGUAACGGGGAAAGUAGUGAAGAUAUCAGUCUGAUUUCGAUGCCUUUGGGAAGAAAAGGAGGAAGCGAGAGUGAGCAAGAGGAAGAAGAAGACGACAGAUAUCUAAACCCCGGAAUAUCACAAUGUGGUGAGAGCAAUGUGAUUCGAGUGCCUUUGAAAGCGGUUCUUCAUGAUCCAGCACUGAAGUAUCUCUUCAGGCAACACCUUUGCCAAACCUACUGCAGUGAAAAUUUGGAUGCAUAUGAAGCAAUCUCUGAGUUCCAGACGAAGUUCCAACUUCUUCGUAAAAUGGUAAGAAUGAGGAAGGCAGAGAAAAUGAAAGCAGAUCAGGACAUUGCCAACACUUUGUCUCCUACUACAGUUCAAAGAAGACGACUAACAAUCAGAACUGCUAUUGACAGACUUUCGAAGGAAUGCUUGUCUAGAGUUUAUACAAUCUACAGCUCCUACUUGAUAGAUGGAGCGAUUAAUGAUUUGAAUAUUGACUCAAAAUUGAGAAGCAGUAUCCAGAAGAUAGUCAAUUCCAACAACCCGGAACAGAGUGUUCAGUGCAAUUGGAUGCAUGAAUUAGGUGACGAUAAAUCAGAGAACAGGCCUCCAGAACCACCAUCUUCAGGUUCCUCGACGGGUCCACCACCAGCAAUCACUAUUAAAGGACGGCAAGCCAUCUUAAAGCCCGCCGAGCUAUCUCCUUCUGAUUAUUUGACUGAACCAACACUGCAGACUCUCAAACAAAUUAUGAAGCAUUAUUCGAAGGUCAGGAAACAGGUGUAUAGCAUGAUGGAGCAGGAUUCGUUGCCAAAGUUCCUCAAUUCGUCUAAGUUCAAAGAGUCCGCCAACGCACUAGAGGAGAAGUGA